This is a messenger RNA of Colletotrichum higginsianum IMI 349063, 576 nucleotides long. RefSeq names its product Small secreted protein. Lineage: Eukaryota; Fungi; Ascomycota; Sordariomycetes; Glomerellales; Glomerellaceae. The record is from RefSeq and is a predicted model, not a curated record. Bases 1 to 576 code for a protein of 191 amino acids. The transcript is spliced from 2 exons.
AUGCGCCUCACAGCAGCAACAACAACAGCAAUCGGACUCGCGGGCCUGGCCGCCACGCAGGCCAGCGCCUUCACGCCCCUCAACAUCACGGCGCUGUCGAGCCGCGACGGCUACUCCGUCAUCGAGUGCUGGCAGCUCGCCGCCGAGCCCGUCGAGGCGCGCGCGGCCCUCAACUACGCGGUCGGCGGCGACCUGACGCGCGCCGAGUGGUCCAUCAUCCAGCCCCGGACGACGGUGGGCGAGGCUUGGGCGCCGGCUGUGCAACUCACCGUCAUUGUCAACGGCCUCAUCCGCAUCACGUCCCCGGCGCCCAGGAACACGUCGCAGGCCAUGCCGUCACCUGGGGCCGCUACGCCGCCGGGCCAGACCGUGGCAUAUAUCCAGCCGGGGACCCUGUCGUCGUCGGUCGUCAUCGCGGCAGACCCGCGGAACGUGAGCGUGCACGCCGGCCACUUCACUGAGUUCCCCGGCGACGAGCCGACGGUGCUGGUGCAGGUGCCGUUCGCCGGGAACGCGGCGCCGGAGCACACCGUUGUCGGGGACGGGCCCUGUGAUAGGGGGACCUGGGCGUUCUGA